CGUAAUUACCAUCGAUACGGCCCCAAAUGUCAACCUCACCUGCACGCGCGACUGCGACGACUAGUAGUCGUGGUGCUCCCUGCUAGACAUCGGACGAGGCAAUGGCGACCGAACAGUGGCGGGAUAACCAUAUCCCCAGCUGGACAAUCAGCUGGAUGAGGCUGUAGCGGCCUAGGGGGCUAAAUCCCCUCUAAAAAGUUCUGGGACGGAAAGGAAUGGGAAGCUACCGUUACUAUUUUUCCCAAGAAAACCACCAUGAGAAAAGUCAAAAGGAAGUUUAGUAUGUCGAGCGCUCCGACUGACUCUCGGCGCCAGGACGAGUCCGGGUCUCCUGGUGUGAAGUUGGUUACCGGCUAUAAGCCAGUGCGUUAUCAGGCUGCUUAUAGAAAUUGGGUUACUAUUGACUCAAAUACUAGUACCACAGGGCGAUUAGGCCAUAAACAAAUCCUUAAUGUUGGCACCUGGAAUAUUCGCGGACUCUUGAGACCUGGGAAAAUCGAAAUAGUUUGCAGAGAGAUGGAAAGUUGUGACCUGGAUGUGAUGGGCUUAAGUGAGACUCACCUAAGAGAGUCCGGUCAUCUUGUCAUGGCAUCGGGUAAGCUGAGACUCAGUGCAGGUAAUCCAGAAAAUAGCUUCAGCGGCGUUGGGUUUCUAGUAUCAAAGAGAAUGCGUGCCAGGAUGAUCGGGUACAAUGCAGUCAAUGACAGAAUCAUUGCACUAAAACUAUCUGCCCACCCUUAUCCCAUCAACAUCGUACAAGUAUAUGCACCGACCUCGAAUUCAAACCAGGAUGAAAUAGACUCUUUCUACAACAGCUUGGGGAAAGUCUACCAAGAUAUCCCAAAGAAGGAAGUCACAAUUCUCAUGGGAGAUCUCAAUGCCAAGAUAGGCAAUACGCUAAUGGAUGACCAUGUUCGUGGCAUAGUCGGGAAAUUCGGGCUAGGGACUCGUAACGAGCGAGGGCAGUUACUCCUCGACUUCUGUGCGGAAAACAAUGUUUCAAUCAUGAAAACUCACUUCCAGCAUCAUCGUCGAAGGUUGUAUACAUGGAUCUCCCCUAACGGUCAACAUAGAAACCAGAUUGACUAUGUCAUGAUAGGAAAACGAUGGAAAUCAUCUGUCCUGAAUGUUAAGACGAGACCAGGUGCAGAUUGUGGCAGUGACCACCAACUACUUGUUGCAAAAGUUAAAAUCCGUCUUAAGUCAAUCAAACAGCAGAAACCUAGGAAGGUGGUGGACAUAUCGGGUCGAGGACAGGAGUUGUUUGCCAAUGCCAUUAAGGUGCGGUUGCGUGAUUUUGCCAUAGAUCCCUUCGACUCUGCAAAUGUUACCUGGGAACAGUUGAAACAGGUAACCUUGCAGACAGCGAGCGAAGUCGUCGGAACACAAGCAAUAGAACACCCUAAAUCACCUUGGAUGUCCGAAGAAACAUGGUCAGCUAUCGUCAGAAGAAAAGCCCGAAAGGAGGAUGGUCUCACGACUGACGCAGAUAAGCAUGAGUACAGACUGCUGCAUCAUGAAGUCCAAAGACUUUGCAGACGUGACAGAGAUGCCUAUAUAAAUGCUGUCUGCGAUGACACUCAAAGGGAUUCUGAACGCAUGCAUUCUAAGGACAUGUUCCGCAGAGUGAAGCUGUUGGCCAAAGAGUACAAGCUGAAAACCUGGACUAUCGAGGACGACCGUGGUAACCUCAUCAUUGACAGGCAGGCUGCGCUAGACAGAUGGAGGAGAUACAGCGAACAGCUAUAUUGCGAAAAGGGCUGCAAUGAUAUCGAAGAAAGGGUGGACUAUAACCAACAUGAGCCAGAUAUCCUUCUUCAAGAAGUUGAGGCAGCAAUCAAUAGGCUGAAGCAAAAAGCAUGCGGAAGGGACAGCGUAACCGCUCUAAUGUUAAAGAGCCUAGGCUUGGAUGGUACCAAGAUUUUACACUCCAUUUGCCAGAAAGUAUGGCGUACUGGCCAGUGGCCUGAAGACUGGACGGAAUCAAUAUUAAUUCCUCUCCAUAAAAAAGGCUCCACGCGCAAAUGUGAGAACUACAGGACUAUCUCCAUAAUCUCGCAUGCCAGUAAAAUUCUCCUCCAUAUUAUCAAUAAAAGACUGGAGAGU
This is a messenger RNA of Bombyx mandarina (wild silkworm), 2106 nucleotides long. RefSeq lists its product as uncharacterized. NCBI's taxonomy places the organism in Eukaryota, Metazoa, Arthropoda, Insecta, Lepidoptera, Bombycidae. The record is from RefSeq and is a predicted model, not a curated record.